Messenger RNA from Closterium sp. Naga37s-1, 5907 nucleotides. Lineage: Eukaryota; Viridiplantae; Streptophyta; Zygnematophyceae; Desmidiales; Closteriaceae. The record is from the annotation of a GenBank genome assembly.
AUGCACUUCGUUACCAUUUGUCGGCAGGCACAGCCGUCAUCGCAGGCGCCGAACUUUUUGGUGCGCACGAACCAAGCUGGAAUUGCUCUGAGCCGUCAUCGCAAGCUCCGAAAUCCUCCCUCCUUCCAUCACCCCGCCACAUUCUCCCGCUUUCCAUCACCCCGCCGCAUUCUCCCUCCUUCCAUCACCCCGCCCCAUUCUCCCUCUUCCCAUCACCCCACCCCAUUCUCCCGCUUUCCAUCACCCCGUUCCAUUCUCCUGCUUUCCAUCACCCUACCCCAUUCUCCCGCUUUCCAUCACCCCACCCCAUUCCCCCUCUUUCCAUCACCCCGCACCACUCUCCCGCUUUCCAUCACCCCGCCCCAUUCUCCCGCUUUCCAUAACCCCGCCCAUUUCUUCCGCUUCCCAUCACCCCGCCCCAUUCUCCCGCUUUCCAUCACCCCACCCCAUUCUCCCUCUUUCCAUCACCCCGCCCCAUUCUCUCGCUUUCCAUCACCCCGCCCCAUUCUCCCGCUUCCCAUCACCCCGCCCCAUUCUCCCUCUUCCCAUCACCCCGCUCCAUUCUCCCGCUUUCAAUCACCCCGCCUUAACCUCCCUCCUUCCAUCACCCCGCCCCAUUCUCCCUCUUUCCAUCACCCCGACCCGUUCUCCCACUUUCCAUCACCCCGCCCCGUUCUCCCGAUUCCCAUCACCCCGCCCCGUUCUCCCGCUUUCCAUCACCCCGCCCCGUUCUCCCGCUUUCCAUCACCCCGCCUCAUUCUCCCUCUUUCCAUCACCCCGCCCCAUUCUCCCGCUUCCCAUCACCCCGCCCCAUUCUCCCUCUUUCCAUCACCCCGCCCCAUUCUCCCGCUUUCCAUCACCCCGCCCCAUUCUCUCGCUUUCCAUCACCCCGCCCCAUUCUCCCGCUUUCCAUCACCCCGCCCCAUUCUCCCUCUUUCCAUCACCCCGCCCCUUCUCCUGCUUUCCAUCACCCCGCCCCAUUCUCCCUCUUUCCAUCACCCCGCCCCAUUCUCCCUCUUUCCAUCACCCCGCCCCAUUCUCUCGCUUUCCAUCACCCCGCCCCAUUCUCCCGCUUUUCAUCACCCCGCCCCAUUCUCCCCCUUUCCAUCAACCCGCCGCAUUCUCCCGCUUUCCAUCACCCCGCCCCAUUCUCCCUCUUUCCAUCACCCCGCCCCAUCCUCCCGCUUUCCAUCACCCCGCCCCAUUCUCCCGCUUCCCAUCACCCCGCCCCAUUCUCCCUCUUUCCAUCACCCCGCCCCAUUCUCCCGCUUUCCAUCACCCCGCCCCAUUCUCCCGCUUUCCGUCACCCGCCCCAUUCUCCCGCUUUCCAUCACCCUGCCCCAUUCUCCCGCUUUCCAUCCCCCCGCCCCAUUCUCCCGCUUUCCAUCACCCCGCCCCAUUCUCCCUCCUUCCAUCACCCCGCCCCAUUCUCCCUUUUUCCAUCACCCCGCCCCAUUCUCCCGCUUUCCAUCACCCCGCCCCAUUCUCCCGCUUUCCAUCACCCCGCUUUAUUCUCUCGCUUUCCAUCACCCCGCCCCAUUCUCCCUCUUUCCAUCACCCCGUUCCAUUCUCCCGCUUUCCAUCACCCCGCACCAUUCUCCCGCUUUCCAUCACCCCGCCCCAUUCUCCCGCUUUCCAUCACCCCGCUUUAUUCUCCCGCUUUCCAUCACCCCGCCCCAUUCUCCCUCUUUCCAUCACCCCGUUCCAUUCUCCCGCUUUCCAUCACCCCGCCCCAUUCUCCCGCUUUCCAUCACCCCGCCCCAUUCCCCCUCUUUCCAUCACCCCGCCCCAUUCUCCCGCUUUCCAUCACCCCACCCCAUUCCCCCUCUUUCCAUCACCCCGCACCAUUCUCCCGCUUUCCAUAACCCCGCCCCAUUCUCCCGCUUCCCAUCACCCCGCCCCAUUCUCCCGCUUUCCAUCACCCCGCCCCAUUCUCCCUCUUCCCAUCACUCCGCUCCAUUCUCCCGCUUUCCAUCACCCCGCCCCAUUCUCCCUCUUUCCAUCACCCCGCCCCAUUCUCCCACUUUCCAUCACCCCGCCCCAUUCUCCCGCUUCCCAUCACCCCGCCCCGUUCUCCCGCUUCCCAUCACCCCGCCCCGUUCUCCCGCUUCCCAUCACCCCGCCCCGUUCUCCCGCUUUCCAUCACCCCGCCCCGUUCUCCCGCUUUCCAUCACCCCGCCCCGUUCUCCCUCUUUCCAUCACCCCGCCCCAUUCUCCCGCUUUCCAUCACCCCGCCCCAUUCUCCCGUUUUCCAUCACCACGCCCCAUUCUCCCGCUUUCCAUCACCUCGACCCGUUCUCCCGCUUCCCAUCACCCCGCCCCGUUCUCCCGCUUUCCAUCACCCCGCCCCGUUCUCCCGCUUUCCAUCACCCCGCCCCGUUCUCCCUCUUUCCAUCACCCCGCCCCAUUCUCCCGCUUUCCAUCACCCCGCCCCAUUCUCCCGCUUUCCAUCACCCCGCCCCAUUCUCCCGCUUUCCAUCACCUCGCCCCUUCUCCCUCUUUCCAUCACCCCGCCCCAUUCUCCCGCUUUCCAUCACCCCGCCCCAUUCUCCCGCUUUCCAUCACCCCGCCCCAUUCUCUCGCUUUCCAUCACCCCGCCCCAUUCUCCCGCUUUCCAUCACCCCGCCCCAUUCUCCCCCUUUCCAUCACCCCGCCCCAUUCUCCCGCUUUCCAUCACCCCGCCCCAUUCUCCCUCUUUCCAUCACCCCGCCCAAUCCUCCCGCUUUCCACCACCCCGCCCCAUUCUCCCGCUUCCCAUCACCCAGCUUCGUUCUCCCUCUUUCCAUCACCCCGCCCCAUUCUCCCGCUUUCCAUCACCCCGCCCCAUUCUCCCGCUUUCCGUCACCCCACCCCAUUCUCCCGCUUUCCAUCACCCCGCCCCAUUCUCCCGCUCUCCAUCACCACGCCCCAUUCUCCCGCUUUCCAUCCCCCCGCCCCAUUCUCCCGCUUUCCAUCACCCCGCCCCAUUCUCCCUCCUUCCAUCACCCCGCCCCAUUCUCCCUUUUUCCAUCACCCAGCCCCAUUCUCCCGCUUUCCAUCACCCCGCCCCAUUCUCCCGCUUUCCAUCACCCCGCUUUAUUCUCCCGCUUUCCAUCACCCCGCCCCAUUCUCCCUCUUUCCAUCACCCCGUUCCAUUCUCCCGCUUUCCAUCACCCCGCCCCAUUCUCCCGCUUUCCAUCACCCCGCCCCAUUCCCCCUCUUUCCAUCACCCAGCCCCAUUCUCCCGCUUUCCAUCACCCCGCCCCAUUCCCCCUCUUUCCAUCACCCCGCACCAUUCUCCCGCUUUCCAUAACCCCGCCCCAUUCUCCCGCUUCCCAUCACCCCGCCUCAUUCUCCCGCUUUCCAUCACCCCGCCCCAUUCUCCCUCUUCCCAUCACUCCGCUCCAUUCUCCCGCUUUCCAUCACCCCGCCUUAACCUCCCUCCUUCCAUCACCCCGCCCCAUUCUCCCUCUUUCCAUCACCCCGCCCCAUUCUCCCACUUUCCAUCACCCCGCCCCGUUCUCCCGCUUCCCAUCACCCCGCCCCGUUCUCCCGCUUUCCAUCACCCCGCCCCAUUCUUCCGCUUCCCAUCACCCCGCCCCGUUCUCCCGCUUUCCAUCACCCCGCCCCGUUCUCCCGCUUUCCAUCACCCCGCCCCCUUCUCCCUCUUUCCAUCACCCCGCCCCAUUCUCCCGCUUUCCAUCACCCCGCCCCAUUCUCCCGUUUUCCAUCACCACGCCCCAUUCUCCCGCUUUCCAUCACCUCGCCCCGUUCUCCCGCUUCCCAUCACCCCGCCCCGUUCUCCCGCUUUCCAUCACCCCGCCCCGUUCUCCCGCUUUCCAUCACCCCGCCCCGUUCUCCCUCUUUCCAUCACCCCGCCCCAUUCUCCCGCUUUCCAUCACCCCGCCCCAUUCUCCCGCUUUCCAUCACCCCGCCCCUUCUCCCUCUUUCCAUCACCCCGCCCCAUUUUCCCGCUUUCCAUCACCCCGCCCCAUUCUCCCGCUUUCCAUCACCCCGCCCCAUUCUCUCGCUUUCCAUCACCCUGCCCCAUUCUCCCGCUUUCCAUCACCCCGCCCCAUUCUCCCCCUUUCCAUCACCCCGCCCCAUUCUCCCGCUUUCCAUCACCCCGCCCCAUUCUCCCUCUUUCCAUCACCCCGCCCAAUCCUCCCGCUUUCCACCACCCCGCCCCAUUUUCCCGCUUCCCAUCACCCAGCCCCGUUCUCCCUCUUUCCAUCACCCCGCCCCAUUCUCCCGCUUUCCAUCACCCCGCCCCAUUCUCCCGCUUUCCGUCACCCCACCCCAUUCUCCCGCUUUCCAUCACCCCGCCCCAUUCUCCCGCUCUCCAUCACCCCGCCCCAUUCUCCCGCUUUCCAUCACCCCACCCCAUUCUCCCGCUUUCCAUCACCCCGCCCCAUUCUCCCUCUUUCCAUCACCCCGCCCCAUUCUCCCGCUUUCCAUCACCCCGCCCCAUUCUCCCGCUUUCCAUCACCCUGCCCCAUUCUCCCGCUUUCCAUCACCCCGCCCCAGUCUCCCUCAUUCCAUCACCCCGCCCCAUUCUCCCACCCCGCCUUAACCUCCCUCCUUCCAUCACCCCGCCCCAUUCUCCCUUUUUCCAUCACCCCGCCCCAUUCUCCCACUUUCCAUCACCCCGCCCCGUUCUCCCGCUUUCCAUCACCCCGCCCCAUUCUCCCUCUUUCCAUCACCCCGCCCCAUUCUCCCGCUUUCCAUCACCCCGCCCCAUUCUCCCGCUUUCCAUCACCCCGCCCCUUCUCCCUCUUUCCAUCACCCCGCCCCAUUCUCCCGCUUUCCAUCACCCCGCCCCAUUCUCCCGCUUUCCAUCACCCCGCCCCAUUCUCUCGCUUUCCAUCACCCCGCCCCAUUCUCCCGCUUUCCAUCACCCCGCCCCAUUCUCCCUCUUUCCAUCACCCCGCCCCAUUCUCCUGCUUCCCAUCACCCCGCCCCGUUCUCCCGCUUUUCAUCACCCCGCCCCGUUCUCCCGCUUUCCAUCACCCAGCCCCAUUCUCCCUCUUUCCAUCACCCCGCCCCAUUCUCCCGCUUUCCAUCACCCCGCCCCAUUCUCCCGCUUUCCAUCAGCCCGCCCCAUUCUCCCACUUUCUAGCACCCCGCCCCAUUCUCCAUCUUUCCAUCACUCCGGCCCAUUCUCCCGCUUCCAUCACCCCGCCCAAUUCUCCCGCUUUGCAUCACCCCGCCCCAUUCUCCCUCUUUCCAUCACCUCGCCCCAUUCUCCCUCUUUCCAUUGCCCCGCCCAAUUCUCCCGCUUUCUAUCACCCCGCCCCAUUCUCACGCUUUCCAUCACCCCGCCCCAUUCUCCCUCUUUCCAUCACCCUGCCCCAUUCUCCCGCUUUCCAUCACCCCGCCCCAUUCUCCCGCUUCCCAUCACCCCGCCCCAUUCUCCCGCUUUCCAUCACCUCGCCCCUUUCUCCCGCUUUCCAUCGCCCCGCCCCAUUCUCCCGCUUUCCAUCACCCCGCCCCGUUCUCCCUCUUUCCAUCACCCCGCCCCAUUCUCCCGCUUUCCAUCACCCCGCCCCAUUCUCCCGCUUUCCAUCACCCCGCCUCAUUCUCUCGCUUUCCAUCACCCCGCCCCAUUCUCCCGCUUUCCAUCACCCCGCCCCAUUCUCCCCCUUUCCAUCACCCCGCCCCAUUCUCCCGCUUUCCAUCACCCCGCCCCAUUCUCCCGCUUUCCAUCACCCCGCCCCAUUCUUUCGCUUUCCAUCACCCCACCCCAUUCUCCCGCUUCCCAUCACCCCGCCCCAUUCUUUCGCUUUCCAUCACCCCGCCCCAUUCUCCCGCUUCCCAUCACCCUGCCCCAUUCUCCCGCUUUCCAUCAAAGUGAUGCGUUCGGUAGUCUGGUCCGUAUGCGCACCUAUAAUGGGCAUACUACGCAUAGGUCAGGCGCUCAAAUUUUGA